CACGAGCGCCCAAUGGCUCCGGAGCCUUUCUCCACCCCCCUGUACUCCCAUCCAUCCACGUCGUCGAACACUGAACCCGAAACUCCCGCAGAUUCAGACUCUCUGGAUCACAUAUGGAGCGAGGUUAGGAGGAGAAAGGAAAGAACAAUGGCCAAGUCUCCAGGAAAGAUAAAGUCUUUGGAGGAGGCUUUGUCUGCUGGAGAGCAGUCCGCCGAACGAGUCGAGUCACCUCCGCGAGAAUCACCUCCGGUCAGAUCCCAGCUGAAGAGACGAAAGUCACACGUUACCUUCAAGGACUCUCCAGACGGCAGAAGAGUCAUGGCUGCGUUCGACCUCCCAGGCGUAAAGAAACAGGACAUGCACGUCAGCUACCAGGUCGAUCGACUCGUCGUUACAUGGCAAACCGUCAAAGUGACCGAGCGUGUGGAAGGCGGCAAGAUUCUUCGAGACAGAGAGGAGACUAAGUUCAGUCGGACCAUACCUCUCCCAGAGGGCACCAAGUUCGAGGAAAUCCACGCUUCGAGAGACCAGCAUAGGUUGAUGCUGACGUAUCCUAACCUGCGGGCCGUGCGAGCUAAGCCGAGACCGACAGAUGGAUCGUAGGGGAGUCGCACGAAGAGGAAACCCUCCAUUUCGCAUCUCGCAUCUCGCAUCUCUCAGUCUUGCUCUCUUCUCUGCUUUGCGGGACAUUUGCAUAUAGGUUUUCGUAUCUAUUGGAAAGAGAAUUAAACAUGUACGAGACAGGUAUCUCUGGCGAUGAAUGUACUGUAUAC
Stereum hirsutum FP-91666 SS1 is the source of this 773-nucleotide messenger RNA. RefSeq lists its product as uncharacterized. The transcript has 4 exons. Lineage: Eukaryota; Fungi; Basidiomycota; Agaricomycetes; Russulales; Stereaceae. The record is from RefSeq and is a predicted model, not a curated record. Bases 13 to 603 code for a protein of 196 amino acids.